AUGGCAAACAUUAUGAACUACUCUACAUCGCCCCGCGUAGACAACGUGAGCAUCCGCCUGAAUACCCGCAUCAUCGCCGCAAUUGUCAGCACGCCAACAAUAAAAUUCGAGGGUGUCACGCGUACAAAGCGGUCAACAUACUGGCAGGCGCACAAGAACUCGUUUUUGAAGGUGGACAACAUCCCUGUAUAUGUUUUCCCUCCCCCCAAGCACCUCUUGUCAUUGUUCUGCUUGGCGGAGAUGUUGCGUAAAUGGAAAGGGGGGAAACGCGGUGUACAACGUUGCGAGGAGAGCGGACCGCUCAGGCAGCCAUCGUACCGGCAGGGCCUUAUUAGCUGCUGGCAUGAAGAGGCCGUUGCGUUGCCGGUAGACCAUGGCCAGACUUUCUCCGUCCACUGUUCGGGUACGGCCAAGCUGACUCAGAUUGCAUGUACCACAUCGGAGUCAUAUUUCAGUUAUUCACAAGUAAUGAUCACAGCCAUAUCAACGACGAGUGAAGCUGAGCGAGAACGCCUUAGCUGUCCGAUAUGA
Messenger RNA from Colletotrichum lupini, 531 nucleotides. RefSeq lists its product as uncharacterized. Lineage: Eukaryota; Fungi; Ascomycota; Sordariomycetes; Glomerellales; Glomerellaceae. The record is from RefSeq and is a predicted model, not a curated record. The transcript is spliced from 7 exons. Bases 1 to 531 code for a protein of 176 amino acids.